This is a messenger RNA of Penicillium alfredii, 558 nucleotides long. Its product is annotated as histone-fold domain-containing protein. Gene Ontology annotation, molecular function: protein heterodimerization activity. Gene Ontology annotation, cellular component: nucleus; CHRAC. The transcript is spliced from 4 exons. NCBI's taxonomy places the organism in Eukaryota, Fungi, Ascomycota, Eurotiomycetes, Eurotiales, Aspergillaceae. The record is from RefSeq and is a predicted model, not a curated record. The coding region runs from base 1 to 558 and encodes 185 amino acids.
AUGUCGUCAAAGAACGAAGGCGAGCCGGAUGAAAUCACCGGACAAAGUGCUCUCCCCAUCUCGCGAAUUAAAAAGAUUAUCCAGCUAGACGAGGACAUCGUUCAAUGUUCGAACAAUGCGACUUUUGUCAUUGCCAUGGCUACCGAGAUGUUCAUUCAGUACCUCGCAGAACAAGGACAUAAUGUCGUCAAGUCUGAGCGGAAACCACGAAAGACCGUCCAAUACAAAGAUCUGGCUACGGCAGUAUCACACAUCGACAAUCUCGAGUUUCUUGCCGACGUGAUCCCGAAGACCACGACCUAUAAGCAAUUCAAGGAGAAGAAGGCGAAGGAGGCGGCGAAAUCGGGUGAUAUGGAGAAGGGCCAGCGCACUCUGAACGGGAGUGUACCCGGGAACGUGAACGGUGCAGCACCAGACGAGGCACCUCCACAGGCAGAAGAGCCGAAGACAUCGCCGAUAGUUCCCCGGACCCCAGUGGUCCCAGUCAGUGCCUUGAUCGCGGAUCGCACGGUUGAGCCUGCGGCCAGCCAUGACCCGGAUAUCGAAAUGAAAGAUUGA